This is a messenger RNA of Aedes aegypti (yellow fever mosquito), 5839 nucleotides long. RefSeq names its product E3 ubiquitin-protein ligase UBR1 (gene Ubr1). Gene Ontology annotation, biological process: protein ubiquitination; ubiquitin-dependent protein catabolic process via the N-end rule pathway. Gene Ontology annotation, molecular function: zinc ion binding; ubiquitin protein ligase activity. NCBI's taxonomy places the organism in Eukaryota, Metazoa, Arthropoda, Insecta, Diptera, Culicidae. Gene Ontology annotation, cellular component: cytoplasm; ubiquitin ligase complex. The record is from RefSeq and is a predicted model, not a curated record. The coding region runs from base 307 to 5592 and encodes 1761 amino acids. The transcript has 11 exons.
CGUAUUUUAUUUUUGAACAGUUUAAGUUAUGCGUGUACGUCUUGGUUCAGCUCAGAAGAAAAAUAAUUUUCACGAAGUGUACGAAAAGAGAUCGUGGAAAAUUUUAUUUAGUUGGCAAAAUACUUAGAGUUUACUUUUGUAGGGCUUUAACCUUGGAGACACGAAGCAAGAGAAAAAUUGCGACGGCAAACAAGAGCUAAAUUUGUAAUAGUCACUCACUAUUAAUACGGGUUUCUACCACGGUUAUUUUUUCUUUCGUUCGCUGAAUAUCAUCGAAUUUCACAGCAAUUCGGAACAAGAACAACAAUGUUUGAGAUUCAGGAAGUGGAACCUGCUUCAGACAAUCCGCUGAAAAAAUGGAGAGCCAAAGUGGAAGCAAAUAGCCUCAGCCAAUUGGAUUUUGUAACCUUUUUGCAGAGCAGCGCAGCUCAAUUCAUUCAUAUCGAGCAGAAGUCCAAUUCUGAGUUAGGAAGCUAUAAUUUCGAUGAGCAGAACGCCAAGCAUGCAGUAAUAGAUGUAAUCGAAAAGUUUAUCUGUGGUGACAAUUCGCAAUCAUUUUUGGAACGACUAAAGCUGGAGGACAAUGUGGCAUCGGUCUGUGGACGAGUGUUCAAGAUUGGCGAACCAACAUACAGUUGUCGAGAGUGCAGUAUGGAUCCGACAUGUGUGCUUUGUUCGUCGUGCUUUAAAAAAUCGUCUCAUAGAUUGCACAAAUACAAAAUGUCGACAUCCGGUGGCGGUGGCUGUUGUGAUUGCGGAGAUCACGAAGCAUGGAAGCGAGAUCCUUCCUGUGAGGAGCAUGCAGUAACUGUUACUGAAACUCCGGAUCACUCUAUCAUCACAGACAAAAUUAAGACGUGCAGUGAAAUUGUUUUCAAAGGAAUCAUGCAAUAUUGUAUGAAAACUCUACAGAUCCAGUCCGAAAGCUGUUUGGCUGAAUACGACGUUGAUGACGAAGAUAUCUAUUGUACAAUUUUAUACAACGAUGAAACUCACACUUUCGAGCAGGUCAUCCAGACUUUAACUUCGAUUGUAAAGUGCACUCAAAAGGAAGCGAUUGAGUACGUUACCAGCAUCGAUCGAGAAGGAAGAGCGGUUGUCAAGUGUGCUUCAUUUGAAACGUGUAAAAAAUUGAAAGAGGAUGUCGAGAAUAAGGUUAUACGAUCCUCGAUGACAGCCAAAGCAUCCCCUUUGAAAGUAACUGUUUUACACAAAAAUGAGGUGGCUUGCCAACAUCUUGCUAUGCAAAUUUUGGGAUGGUUCCAAGAAUUUCUUACAAGACACUCGACUUUCAGGUUAAUUUAUUGCAAUAUUGUUGCUGAGGUUAAUAUACCGUACAAUCUGAAGCAAAUUCUCAGCAAUGAUCACAAGCUGUGGAAGUCGGCCAGAACCUGCUGGCACAGAUUGCUCAUCUCCGGCAUGCUAAUGGAAUACGAGAACAAAAAAUCGCUGGCUGUGAUGUUUACCAAGUUGUAUUCCACCUUGAUGCAGGAUUUUAUUCGAGAUGACCAUUACCACUCGUUUUCAAUUGUAUCGCUGAGCGUUCAAUUGUUCACGGUGCCAACCAUUGCGCAUCAUCUCAUUGCCCAUGAGCUGGCGUUUUUUAAACUGAUGCAUACAUUCUAUUCCGAAUCGAUUGAAAAAUAUGUCAAGAACAAACUCCUUCAGUUUGCCAAGAACACAUCAACGAUGAAUGUCUUUAAAAGGGCGUCUUAUAUUUUGGUCGAUUUGAAAUAUCUGCUUAGCUUCAAGCCGGAUGUGUGGACUCAAGAGCUGCGAACUGGAUUUUUACAUGGCGUUCAGAUUCUUAUCCGUCUUUUGAAAUGCAUGCAAGGAAUGGAUGCUGUUACCAGACAAGUUGGGCAGCACAUGGAAUACGAGCCAGAAUGGGAGACAGCGUUUACUCUGCAUCUGAAGCUAUCACAUUUGAUCACCCUCGUGUUAGAAUGGUGCAGCACAGAUAAAGUAGUUUUGGUUAAAGUGUAUCGCAUGCUGUUGGCUGCUUUAACUGAAAUCAAAUUCAUCGUAUCUGAAUCAAAGGUUGAGGUACGAGAGCUCGCUGACCACAGUGCUUCCUGUUUGAUGUAUGAUGUCUCAUCGAAACCUGUAUCUAUCCAUUUGCCGCUAACACGUUUCCUAGCUGGGCUCUACGUUCAUUUUGAGAAGUUUGACUUGACGUUCGAUACGGUAGCUUCAUCCUCUACUGAUAAACCAACUCCGGAGCAGAUUAUAGAACCAGUUCUGAGUACCAGAACAAUGAUUUCUCAAGUCUAUGCCGGAAUGUGGCGUCGCAAUGGGUAUUCUUUGCUCAAUCAACUCUACUUCUAUCGUAACGUCAAGUGCCGUUACGAGAUGCUAGACCGUGAUAUUGUUAUCCUUCAAAUUGGUGCUUCAUUGAUUGAAAGUAAUGAAUACUUGAUUCACGUAUUGAGUAAGUUUAAUCUCAUCGAAUGGACGAACGAUGACUACGAACCUUCGAAUGCUGCAAAUCCGGAAGAAGAUUGCGUUCGACAGGUCAUUAAUAUGGUUGACGAACUGCUUGAGCUAUUGAUUAUCGUGGUCGGCGAACGUUACGUUCCAGGCAUCGGGAUGAUCUCAGAAGAUGAUCGAAUUAAAAAAGAAAUCGUUCAGCAGCUCUGUAUUAAGCCGUAUUCACAUUCGGAACUGAACCGUGCUUUGAAUGAAGACAACAGCAGCGAAACUGGAAUGGAGAAUGUAAUUGAAGAGAUAGCAACAUUCGAGAAGCCAACCAAGUCUGAUAAGAAAGGAGUUUACAAGUUGAAACCGGAAUAUUUCAAAUGGUACAAUAUGUACUUUUACCACUAUAGUAAGGAAGACAAGUCCAAAUCAGAAGAAGCUCAAAGAAGACGACGUAAGGAAAAGCAUGAAUUGGUAUGUUGUCCGCCACCAGAAUUGCCGCAACUGACUCAGUCGUUCAGCAUGAUUGCUAAUUUGCUGCAAUGCGAUGUAAUGCUUCUUAUAAUGCAGACUGUGCUUAAACGAGCUCUUGACCUUAAAGCGAUCACAUUCUCGGAAAGUCACGUUCAGCGGACUCUACACCUAAUCGGCUAUGCUAUUCAAGAAGAGGAAUCUGGCAACUAUGCUUUUCUGAAGUUCAUUGAGCGAUCCAAAAAGAUGAAUAUUUUUCCCAUGUUGGAGGAAUUGGUCAACAGUGCAAGGGUCGAAUCUCAGCGAGAUCUCCUUCUAUGGGUCAUACAGAAAUACAAAGAUGUAUCCCUGAAAUUCCAAGAUAAAAAAAUGGAUGAAGAUCACACGAGCAACGAGCAGCCUCAAACUUCUUCAAUGACUCAGAUAGAGGCAGAGCGACUGGAAAAGGAAGAACGGGCAAAAUUGGCAGCCAAAAGGCGCGCCCAGAUAUUGGCCCAGAUGCAGAACGCCCAGAAAAACUUUAUGACAUCUAAUGCUGAACUGUUCGAGAACAAUAGCGAUGACGAAAAGGAGGCAGGAUGCAGCAGCAUGGAUUGGCAAGCCACUACUGAAGAAACUGGCGAACAGGCAUGUGUUGGUUUGAAACGAAAAAUCCAACGCGUUGAAGAGGCUCGUCAUCGGUGUAUUCUCUGUUCGGAAGAAUCCUCGGUUACUAAAACCGAAGAAUGCAUGGUAUAUGCCGCAUUUGUGCAGAAAUCGAGUGUACUGUCUCGUUAUCAGCAAACAGAUGAUCAAGGGCAACUUAAGUACUUGGAAACCAGCAUCCAUCCUUCACCACAUGUCAGCACUUGUGGACACGUUAUGCAUGCAUCUUGCUUUGAAAAAUAUUUCAGCAACGAAAUGAUUAAAGAAAACCGUCGACCAUACCGCAAUCGAACUCCGGUACUGUUCGAUAUAGAAAAACGAGAAUUUCUGUGUCCACUUUGUCGGUUUUUAAGUAACGCACUGCUACCACUUUUGCCAGCGCUUGGAACGUUUAAUGAAAACACUAAUUCCAUUAAACCAAUACCCGAUGCAAUCGAUUUCCAAAAUUGGAAUACAUUGAUGGAGGAGUUUUCUGUGACCCUAAGGAAUGCCAACACCAGCCAGAUGGAAACUCAGCAAGAAGCCGAAGCCGACAUUGAAGAGCAGGUCAACAAAAAUUGCAUGCGUGUUUAUGAGGAAGCAAUUCUCCCAAAAUUAUCAGCUGCAUUAGGCAUUGCUGUAGACAAAAAUGAUUGUCAUACACAAUCGUUAGUUCGGGAUUCCAUUGAAGAGUACAUUAAUAAAUUUUGCACCGCUGUUCACGACGUAGCUCCCUUCCCGUCAACAUCUAGAAACUUUGAAGAAUAUCUCGUCACAUGGCUGUCGUGUGCUUACACAAUAGAAUCGUUGGAAAUGUUGCUGAGAGCUACGGACAAGAAACUUAGUGGAGAACUUUCAAUACGGUACACUUCUUGCUUGAGUGGAUUUGUUCGGGUAUCCGCAGUGUUAGGAAACAAUAUUAAGCGAUUCAACCCCGGAUUGAUCGAUUACAUGUGUGAUCUGUACGAUACGUUGCUUGGAAAACGAGGAUCCUCCUUCUUGGAGUGGGAUAUCUUCAGCAUGAUGACAUCGUUGAUAUUCGCAACUAGAUGUGUUUUGUUUAGCGCCAGUAAGGAAGAAACUAUACCCAAAGGAAAUGUGAUCGACCAUGACAUUCUGACUGCAAUGUUCCUGGUGAAUGCAAUUAGAAUCGUCGUUACACAUGAGAUGAAAUUUUCCAAUGUCAUGGAUAUCGAUGAGACAGCUACUGGUAGCGACAAAGAAGUAUCAACAAAUCUGUGUAAUAUUUUUAUGAAGUAUAAUAUUUACCACACAAAUGUUGAAGAUGAGAAUGUUCCAACCUCCAUUGGGCAUUAUUUGGCAAAUACUAUCAAAGAACAAAGUCAAACUUUUCUAAGAUGCUCGUGCUUAUUGUUCCAUGCUAUUACGGACGUAGAGCUUCCUAGUGGAGACAAUUUCGAAGCACUAGCUUCGUAUUUAGGCUUGGAAACAGACGUGUGCACGUAUUUCAACAACGAUAUUUACGGUCAAUUCAUAUCCAAUUUGAUCAAUGCCAACCUUCAAGAACUUCAAGCCGUUAAACAGAAUAUACGGAAUAAGCAAUCAGAAGAUAUUGUUCCAAUUAUUCAGGCCAUACCACCCAUCCGGCAGCUGAUAGAUCUCCCGGAAGAUUACAGUGAUCUGAUCAACAGUGUAUCAUCUUUCACUUGCCCAAACAAUGUACGAGACGAUUCUCGCAACCCUACAAUGUGUCUAGUCUGUGGCGAAAUUCUAUGCUCCCAAUCGUUUUGUUGUCAGAAAGAACUGGAUAAAAGCUCAGUAGGUUCGUGCACCUAUCAUGUCCAUACAUGUGGCGCCGGAAUCGGAGUAUUUUUAAGAAUUCGUGAAUCUGAAAUAUUGUUACUUGGAAUGAAUAAGGGUUGUUUCAUCCCUGCUCCUUAUUUGGAUGAGUAUGGCGAGACGGAUCAAGGAUUGCGCCGUGGCAACCCGUUGCGACUAUGUAGGGAACGCUAUAAGAAACUGCACAUCACAUGGCUCAGUCACGGUAUUCAUGAGGAAAUAACCCGCCGGACUGAAACGCAACAAACAUUGUUCGCAACACAGUGGCAGAAUCUAUGAAAAUAAAGAAACAUACAGGUGUUUAUCUUGAUAUUGUGCAGAUAUAUGUAUGCAUACCGAACGCAAAAAUAAGAAAGUCAAGUAGUAGGUACCAGUGGUAAUUCCAACGCGCUGACUUAUGUGAAUAAUACAUCUAGAUAUUAGAUAUGUUUUAUGUAAUUUUGUUUCGCUAUAUUUUCAGCUGUUGAUAGAGAAUUUAAUGCAAGUCUGUUUCAUGAUGUGAGUAAAUACAUAUCUUGCAUCUAAA